Triticum turgidum subsp. durum (durum wheat) is the source of this 240-nucleotide messenger RNA. The record is from the annotation of a GenBank genome assembly. Lineage: Eukaryota; Viridiplantae; Streptophyta; Magnoliopsida; Poales; Poaceae.
AUGUCCGGCCUGAGAUACCCGCGCGUUGUCUCCUGCAUCAGUGGCCGCGGCGCCCGCGACGGCUCCUACCAGCUCUUCCUCGAGUUCGCCCCGGGAGGCUCACUAGCGGACCGGGCGGCGAGCAACGGGGGCCUCGACGAGCGCGCCGUCCGCGGGUACGCCACCGACAUGGCGGCUGGACUCGCGUACCUUCACAGGACCGGGAUGGUGCACGGGACGUCAAGGCGUGCAACAUCGUGA